GACAGCUGGUCCUGGCAGUCCCGUAUGGCGUGCCCAGUCCAGUUCCUGUGCAGGGGGCUGCGCACUGUUGGAUUAGUUCUUCUCUACUAUGUCUUCUCUAUAGGCAUCACAUUCUAUAACAAAUGGCUAAUGAAGGGCUUCCAUUACCCCCUCUUCAUGACUUUAGUUCACCUCACCAUCAUCUUCUGUCUGUCAGCUCUGACACGACAGGCUGUGCAGUGGUGGACAGGGAAACCUCGCGUUACUCUGAGGUGGAAAGAGUACCUCAGAAAAGUAGCACCCACGGCCAUCGCAACAGCGCUGGAUAUUGGACUUUCCAAUUGGAGCUUCCUCUUCAUCACCAUUAGCCUGUAUACCAUGACCAAGUCCUCAGCAGUGCUUUUUAUCCUGUUUUUCUCUCUGGUCUUUAAACUGGAGGAGCCGAACCCGUUUCUGAUCCUGGUGGUCCUGUUGAUCUCCUGCGGUCUCUUUAUGUUUACCUUUGAGUCGACCCAGUUUAAUCUGGAAGGCUUUAUUCUGGUGCUCCUAGCAUCCUUCAUAGGGGGGAUUCGAUGGACCCUCACUCAGGUCCUCACGCAGAAAGCAGAGCUGGGCCUUCAAAACCCAAUAGAUGCCAUGUACCACCUCCAACCUCUCAUGUUCCUUGGGCUCUUUCCUCUCUUCCUGUUUAAUGAAGGGCUGAGCCUCAGCACCUCAGAGAAGUUAUUCCGGGUGACGGAGCUCUCGCCUCUCCUGUAUUCCCUCUUCACAUUAAGCAUUGGCGGCUUGCUGGCCUUUGGUUUGGGCUUCUCUGAGUUCCUGCUGGUCUCCCGAACCUCCAGCCUCACCUUAUCCAUAUCAGGGAUCUUUAAGGAAGUAUGCACUCUGCUUUUAGCCGCUUUUCUGAUGGGAGACAAAAUGAGUAUGCUCAACUGGCUGGGAUUCGCUGUGUGUCUGUGUGGUAUUUCAUUACACGUGGGACUCAAGACAUAUUAUUCUAAAAAUAAGGGUCCUUCUUUAAGGCAGCUCAAGAGUAAGAGCCCAGAACUUGAGCUGCCGUUACUGCAGCGAAAUGGGAAUGAAAGUAAGGACUCGGCUACUGAUGAAUGUGAUGAUGAAGAAGAAGAGAUCACUCUACACUGACAGGACUUGGACACAGUCUCCAUGCUGCACAUUCCUUCCCUACUCUUUUGUUAGAUGGUUUGAACAGUGAUGUCAGAGAAGUGUUUCCAGGUGUGGGACUCUUGUUGUUUUUUGUUUUUUUGUUUUUUUUUGUUUUUUUUUGUCCCCACCAUGAGUCACAGUCUGGCUCAGGGCCUCCUUAUGGACUCUAUAUUUACAUAGUACUUUAAACGUGGCACAGCUGAUAACAUUUUACCUUCAAAAUGUAGCAGAUGCAUGCAUGCAUUAACAAAGAAUAUGUGGAGAGCAAAGGAGUAAACUCCAGCUUUAACAGGAUACUUUGGCACCUCGACUCUGGUGGAUCAGUUCUCUGUCAGCUCUGCAGUAUUAACAUAUCGUUUCAUAUAUUUGACAAAUUAUUAUGGAUAACUUAUUUCAUGGACAAAUGCUGACGAGGCAGAGUGCAAACUUUAAUAUUAUAAGUUAUUGAUGGUAAAAAUGGAUUACUGCGCUUCCUUUGAUUCCUAUUUCUUUGGUUGGCUUUGUAAUUAGAUUUAGAUAAUAUAAUAGAUGACAGAUGGAUCAUGAAAGCCUGCAGAGCUUCAGUGAAUUAAAUCCUGAGGUUACUUUUUAGUUUAGUCAGUUAACUGCCAUCAAAAUUUCAUUUUUAAAAUUUUUUGUUUUGUGGUUUUUGGGGCUUGGGAUUUUUUUCCCCCAAUCCCAAACUCAGAGAUAAUCAGAUUCAUUUUGCAUUGACUGAAUCAGCUGUUUAAUGGAUGACGGCCUCUGUAUGUCAGAAAUUUCAAUAAUCAUAAAGUACUAAACAUUACAAAGACACAAGUCAGCUUUUACAGAGCUCAGAUUGAUGUCAGGACUUUUGCCUAAAAUUCUAACUUUGCUAAUGGAGUUAAAAUAUUCAUUGAUUGCAUAUUUUAAUUUGUAGAGUUGAAGAGUGUUUAUUGAAUUGGACAAUAAUUGUCUACAGCCUUUUUGAGUCAUAAUUUGAGAUGUCAUGAAUAGUGAAACUGAUCUUUAAUGUGCCUUAUAAGCAGAUGGAAGGAACAAUUUUAAUAACUGAUGAUGACUUUGUUAGAGUUUAAAGCCAUUUCUAAAUGUUUGUUUUUUUUGUCAUGAUUUUCUUUAAAUGCAGUGUUGUUUGAGUGUUAUUUCAGAAAAUAAACAAAAAAUUUGUUUUCGUUA
Messenger RNA from Haplochromis burtoni (Burton's mouthbrooder), 2301 nucleotides. RefSeq names its product solute carrier family 35 member C2 (gene slc35h1). NCBI's taxonomy places the organism in Eukaryota, Metazoa, Chordata, Actinopteri, Cichliformes, Cichlidae. Gene Ontology annotation, cellular component: cis-Golgi network; Golgi apparatus; endoplasmic reticulum-Golgi intermediate compartment. Gene Ontology annotation, molecular function: antiporter activity. The record is from RefSeq and is a predicted model, not a curated record. The transcript is spliced from 9 exons. Gene Ontology annotation, biological process: UDP-glucose transmembrane transport. The coding region runs from base 25 to 1122 and encodes 365 amino acids.